Molecule: messenger RNA, 870 nt
Organism: Dichomitus squalens LYAD-421 SS1
Lineage: Eukaryota; Fungi; Basidiomycota; Agaricomycetes; Polyporales; Polyporaceae
Exons: 3
Coding region: 1-870 (289 amino acids)
Source: RefSeq, a predicted model, not a curated record
AUGACCGGCCUUUCCACUAGGAUCCUGGACCACAUCGUCCAUCUAACGCCCCCAGGGACGCUCCAGGACAGCGUGCACGCGUUCCAAAACCUGGGAUUCACCGUGUCCCCCGGCGGGACGCACACAGGCGGCCAGACCGCGAACGCGCUCGUCGUCUUCGCAGACGGCACCUACCUCGAGCUCCUGCACUUCGCCGCGCCCCCGCCGCCCGACGACCCGAACCCCUGGGCGCACAAGCGGCCGGGGUGGAUCGACUUCGCGUUCCUCGGGAACGGCGGGGCGCCUUCUGUCGCGGAGACGAUCAACGGGCGCGCGGAGGAGGAAGGGAGCGGGGUGCGCUACGCGCGCGAGGUGCGCGGGGGCCGCAGGCGCGAGGACGGCAGGGUGCUCGAGUGGCUCAUCAGCGGCCCGCCUGACGGCGCGCGGGGGACGUUGCCGUUCUUCUGCGGGGACCUCACUCCGCGGGCUUGGCGGGUGCCUCUGGAGCCGCGCGCGAACACCCAGCACGACAACAGCGCGCUGGGCGUGGCGCACGUCAAGCUGCUCGUCCCGCCCGACGCGCUCGCCGCGACCGCCGGGCGGCUCACCUCCGUCCUCGGGGCGUCCCCGUACUCCUCGACUGCGGAGGAGGUCGUGUGGCACCUCGACCUGCAGCCGUCACGCGUCGCCCCGCCCUCUAGGAUCCCUGUGCUGAGAGUCGGCGCGGCGGAGAGCGCCGAGGAGAAGGAGUACGUGCGGGCGCACGGUGCGGGGAUCUACGAAGUGGGGUUCGCUGUAUCCGGCUCUGGGCAGGGGCGGUCGAACAAGACGCCGUUCGGGAAGGUCGUGUGGGUUGGAGGGGAUGCUGAGCUCGGCCUGCGUGUACAAUAG